Molecule: messenger RNA, 1219 nt
Organism: Corticium candelabrum
Lineage: Eukaryota; Metazoa; Porifera; Homoscleromorpha; Homosclerophorida; Plakinidae
Product: annexin A7-like
Exons: 11
Coding region: 55-1014 (319 amino acids)
Cellular component (GO): cytoplasm
Molecular function (GO): calcium ion binding; calcium-dependent phospholipid binding
Source: RefSeq, a predicted model, not a curated record
UCCGGGUCUUAAUUGUCUAAUCAGUCAUACACAGUUUCGCGGAACCGAGACAGCAUGGCCACGCCUGUUACACAUGGAACUAUUACCGCUGCUCAAAAUUUCAACGCAGAGGCAGAAGCCGAGAAAUUGCGCAAAGCCAUGAAAGGGAUUGGAACGGACGAAGACGCUAUUAUUCGCGUGUUGACCUCCUGUUCUAACGAGCAGCGUCAGAAGAUAAAGCUGCAGUUCAAAACCAUGUAUGGAAAGGAUCUGAUAAGUGAUCUCAAAUCAGAAUUAGGAGGUCACUUGGAAGAUGGAGUGUUGGCACUGUUGGAUACACCUUUGGUAUUUGAUGCCAAGGAGUUGCGAAAAGCCAUGAAGGGAGCUGGCACGGAUGAAAGUGUUUUGUUGGAAAUUUUGUGCACUCGUUCAUCAGAUGAAAUUAAAGAAUUAAAGAAAGCGUAUCAUCAGGAGUUGAAGCGUGACUUGGAGAAGGAUGUCGUGUCGGAGACAGGUGGCCAUUUCAAACGAUUACUUGUCUCGUUGUUGCAGGCUAACAGAGAUUGUUCUACUACUGUGGACAAGGAUUUGGCUAUGAAGGAUGCUCGUGAUCUAUACGAUGCAGGGGUUGGCCAGUGGGGCACAGAUGAGUCAGUCUUUAACAAGGUGUUUGUGUCACGAAACUAUGCUCAGCUGAGAGCAACAUUUGUUGAAUACAGAGAACUUGCCGGUCAUGACAUCAUCAAAGCCAUAAAUAAAGAAAUGUCUGGUGAACUGGAGGAAGGUUUUCUAUCUAUUGCCCAAUCUGCUCUUGAUUCUCAAGCCUACUUUGCUGAACGUCUGUAUCGAUCAAUGAAGGGUGCUGGAACUAACGACAGUCAGCUGAUUCGGGUUCUGGUGUCACGGAGUGAAAUUGAUUUGGCUGAUAUCAAACUUCGCUUCCAAGCCAUCUAUGGUAAGCCUUUGGGUUCAUGGAUCAAAGGAGACACCAGGGGUGAUUAUAAGAAACUACUCCUGGCAAUUGCUAAAGAAUAAGUGUGUUUGGUGUCAUUUUCUGAAACUCGAAUUGCAGAUUGAGCUGUAGCCAAGUAUUUUCUUGAUUGAUGGACCAAUUUAUUACUCAAUGUUUUGUAUUUCAGUUUGCAAAUCUAGCAAUUGUGCAUGACAGUGCACAAUUGUUUCAUUGUCUUGUUUGUUGCUUUCUGUACUGCUGAGAAUGAAUUGUGUUUUUGGGAGAGAA